CUGCCGAGUCGCCCCCAGCACGCAGGCGCAGCCCCGCAGCUCCUGUUAACCCCCCGCCUCUUUUCUUUCAUUCGGUCCUUCCUCCUUUUCCAGUACCUUAGCAGGUUUAAAGUCUUCUCGGUGAGGGUGGCGGCGAGCGCGAGGUCACGUGAUGAGCAUCCUGCUGCCCAACAUGGCGGAGUUCGACACCAUCUCGGAAUUGGAGGAGGAGGAGGAGGAGGAAGAGGAGGAGGAGGAGGAGGAAGCAGCAGCAACGUCGUCAUCGUCGCCAUCGUCGCCAUCGUCGUCCUCUGCCUCGGGGCCCGACGACGACGAGGAAGAUGAAGAAGAGGAGGAAGCGCUGGAGGCGCCACCCCCACCUCGGGUAGUGAGCGAGGAGCACCUGCGAAGAUAUGCCCCAGACCCUGUAUUGGUUCGCGGCGCCGGCCACAUCACUGUGUUUGGCUUGAGCAACAAGUUUGAUACUGAAUUUCCCUCAAUUCUAACAGGGAAGGUGGCCCCAGAAGAAUUUAAGACCAGCAUUGGCCGUGUAAAUGCAUGUUUGAAAAAGGCUCUUCCAAUCAAUGUGAAAUGGCUGCUGUGUGGUUGUCUCUGCUGCUGUUGCACACUGGGUUGCAGCCUGUGGCCGGUAAUUUGUCUCAACAAAAGAACCAGAAGAUCAAUUCAGAAGUUAUUAGAAUGGGAAAAUAACAGAUUGUAUCACAAGCUUGCUUUGCAUUGGAAAUUGACUAAAAGGAAAUGUGAAACUAGCAAUAUGAUGGAGUAUGGUCGCUAUGAAUUGGAAUCAGCUGGCUGGCGGGGAGUGAGCGUCUAGAGCCCAAUGAAAGUCACUGCAACCCCCUUUCUGGAAAGAGAGCUAAUUGAGAACCUACACCAAGAGAAGAUAUGGUGGUUCAUUCAGAAUGGAAAAAAAUUUUUCAAUCUUCUUUCCGUGGAUCUUUUAUAAGCAGUUGGCUAUAAUUUAGGAAAAAAGAGAUAUGUGUAGGCAAAAGUGUUUUUACUUUAUAAUUUCACCACCCAUGUCCAUUUCAUUCAUUUGUAGGUACUUCUCUUCGCAAUUAAUCUAGUAUUUGAUUUUUAAUAUAAUUAAUAUUUAUAUUAUGUUAAUUUUCAUGCAAUGACUCAUGUAAGCCUAUAUGUAGGGGGCAGUACUGAGGCAUUUUGAUGGUGCCGUGGAUUACACUUUGAGCUGCUGAAAGGUCAGUAGUUCAAUCUCAGAAACCCUAUUGGAGUAGUUCUACGGGGUCUCCAUGAGUAGGAGUCAACUCACUGGCACUUGGUUUGGGUUUGGUGGGAAUUACGUGUAAAUCAUUGUGCUAAAAAUAAAUCUGAAGUACCUAGGACUGAAUAUUUUUAUCACCUUACUUUGGUCUUUUAGUAAACUUUUUAGGUAAUAUUCAUCCCAGUAAAUAGAACAAUCAUUUCUUCAUACAAGGUCAAGACUUAUUUUUAAUUGUGAUAAGGGUGAAAGAUUACAGAGCAAAUUAAUUUUCCAUUAAACAACGUAUACAUAUCCCGUGUCCUAACAUUAGAUGCAAUUCCCUCCAUGUAACACCACUUUUCUGCUUCCUUCCCUGGGUUCUCCAUUUCCAUUAGUCCUUUUUUUCCUUGCCCCUUCCUGCCUUCUGAGCUUUGUUUUUUGGGAUCAUGCUGCUCUUAUGGUUUUUGUGGAAUACAUUCCACCCAAGUGUUGCUGUUCACUUUAUAAGCCUAUCUGUUGUUUAGCUGCAAAGCGAUCCCUGGAAUGGAUUCAUUUCCAAGCUUGAAGGGUGUUUGAGGGUCACAGUCUUGGGGGAUCCACCAGUCUCUCAGAUCAGUAAGUCUGGACUUUUUUACAAUUUUGAAUUUUCAUCUAUAUUUUUCUCCAUUCUCUUUAGGACCUUCAGUGGUCCCAAUCAAAGUGGUUAGUAGUGAUAACCUGGCACCAUCUAGUUCUUCUGGUCUCAGGGUAUUAGAGACUGUGGUUUGCAAGGUCCAUUAUUCCUUUGAACUAACUCUUUCCUUGAAUCUUUGAUUUUCUUCAUUCUUCUUUCCUAUCAAUAGUUGAUUCUUAAACACUGUUAGCAAGGCCCCAGGCACUACACAUCACAGAAAGGUAUAGAACAUUGUCUUUGUAAACAAUGUAUUGCCAGUUGACAAAGUUGUUUCCCUAGACUGUGGUCCUAAAGUCCUAAGUCCCCAACCCCAAUGACGCAUCAUUCCCACAAAGCUUUUGGUUAUGACUAAAGUUUUCAUAAUUUUGUCCUCUCUGUGUUCUACUAUGUAAAUCGAUAUCUUUAUAACACACACAAAUACUUAUGUAGAAAUAUCCUCUGCUAAACUUAUACGUAUGGCUGUGGGUAUAGCCCAUUGACCUACCAUACCUAUUCAGCUCGCAUGUCUGCCUAUGUGAGGGGGCUUCAAAAAGUUCAUGGAAAAAUGAAAUUAAAAGAUGAUGGAAUUUUCCAAGAACUUUUUGAAGCCCCUCAUAUCUACCUGUAGAUGUUUGUUUGUUAUUACUGAUAUUGCUGGAUUGUAUUUUAAGACACUUGAAAAAAUUAUGCUUCAUUUGGAAUUGGUAGUCUUUGACCAGUAAAAUAAGAAGAGAGAAAAAAGACACCAUUUGUUAUAUUGUUAUAAUUGAUAGGUGAAAACUUUUCCACUUUCCGCUGUACAGUCUCAUGUUCUCUAUGCCACUCAGACACCCAACAUCUCUAUUAAUAUACUGUGUAUAGCUGCCAAUGUCAUCUGUCUGCCUGCUGUAAAAUCGAAAGUGUAUUUUUAUUAACAAGGAGGAAGCCUUUGAAAAAGUAUAUCAAUUCUCAUGUUUUACAGUUAAGAUUAGGGGGAAAUUGCACCUGGAGCUGGUGUCCCAGCUAGUAGCAUCAGAUCUUUGCUUUAAACUGAUACCUUAUUAUCAAAAUUGAUUUCCAAUAUAGUAUAACAUUUGUAAUUAUAACUGAUAAAACAAUUGAUUUUUAAGUGUCAACCCUUAAAAACGUCAUGCUUUUUUUUCCCCUUGAAACUUAAAAUUUGGUCAUGUGGUGGUCAUGGUAACUUUUUCCGCCAUGUGUAAAUCACACAUGGGUUUUGCUCAAAGAACAGCAAGAAGUAAUCAAUUGUUUCCCAUUAGAGUGUAUCUAGAGGUGGCAGCAUACAAUUCUAGAGACAGUAGUAGUACAAAUCAGAGAAGCCAUUUGACAGCAUAUGUAAACUUAAUUUUUAAAUGGACUCUAAUCACUUUUUAAUAUUCUUUUAUUGUUCAUUAUGCUAGUUAGCUAAUGUUAUUUUCUUGAACUACCCAAAAAAAGACUCCGUUUUCUUUUGUCUCAUUGAGAUGACUGCUUUUUCAAACGGAUUUUCCUUCGAGAGAGCUGAUUGGUGCCCGUGGGAUGUUUUGGGGUGCUUUGGGGUAUUUGUAUUCUUUGAGUAAAACUGAGAGCAGUUAAUGCUAAAAUGACAAAGCACACUGCGGUAACUAACCACCCAACCCUUCAACACCCUUUUGUUUAGUCUUAGGAUAGAACAUGCUUAUAUUUUUCCAUCAGGUUAGUAAAGUAUUUUUCUGGAAAUGGUUUUUUAGAUUAAAGAAAGUAAUUUUGAAUUUCUCUGUCACUUACUAUUUCUUUAUAAAACGUGUUAUGGUAGUCUCCAGAUUAACUGGCAUGCACAUUUGCCGAAGCAUAUACCUCUCACAAGCCUUUGUCAUUACACGUUAAAAGCAUUCUUUAACUUCCUUCCUUGUAUCGCCAUCUCCAUUGCCCUAUUAAACGGCCAAAGUGUGACUAAAGCAGAUCUAACUCUUGUCAGCUUCACAUUUAUUUAUAGUGAGGUGUGGGCUCCGGUGAGGAAGGACUCAGAUUCCUGAUGUAUUUCAUUUCAUCUUCAUUCCACUCUGAGUUCCACCUUUUAUUUAUAAUUAAUGGUCUAAUGCUUCUCAUUUGGCCUCAAAUUCUGGAUGAACGUGUUGGCUUAAUUGGUCAUUUUUUUUAACUUGUUUUGUUGAGAAGCAGAUGCAGUAUUAUUAACAAAUAUGGACAAGUCACAUAUAGAUUUAUGAACUUCAUCCUGGACAUGCCCUCUAACCUUCACUCCCUCUUCCCCUCUAUGUUGGAGUCCCUGAAUGACACAAAUGGUUAAACAUUCAGCCACAAACUGAAAGAUUGGCCAUUGGAAUCCACCCACAGGUGCCUCCAAAGAAGGUCCUACUUGGAUCUCGUGAAAACGCGUUCUCCUUUGAAAGAUCGCUAUGGAGCACAGUUCUUCUGUAGCACACAUGGAGCCGCCAGAAGUCAAAAUUGACCUUGUGGUAACUGGUUUGAGUUUUGUUUACUCUCUGUGUUAACUUAAGAAAGAAACCAUUUUAGUCAAACUUUAGAAAUACUGUAGAUGGAAAAGUGCCUUGUCUUUUUAGAACAAAGAUAACAUACUAUGCUAAAGGAAGCAGAGUAAAUCCAUGAGGAUAUCAUUAGAUUAAAAGCUAGCUUUCCCCUCAGCUAAUUUACAAUAAAAAUUUGUUAGUUAAAGUAUAUAAAGAAAUAAAACCGUUCUUUUCAAAUAGGGAAAAGAGUAUUUCACUAGCAUAUUAUAGUUCUUUAGUUUUUAUUUAAUGUCUAUUUCCUUCUUUCGCCUAAUCAUGAGAUAUUUUAGAACUCCCUGUUAAUUGACAGGUGUAGUUAAAACUCACCCCCAGGCUAAGAAGGAGAAAAGACCCGAUGAGCUGCUCCCAUAAAGAUUACAGCUUAGAAGAAAUACCCGAUGAGACAGUUUCUCGCUCACGUGGGGUCACUCUGUAAGAAUGGACUUGUUUGGCACCUAACAGCAACAUCAGUCAAUCAGAUGAACUAGUGUAGUCUGAAUACUACUCAACAUGUAAUUUUGCAUGGUUCUGGAAGGACGGUGCUCUUUGAAGUUCUAAGAUCUACAUAAAUAUUUAUUGCACAAACAAAAGGGGGUCCAAAAGUUUGUGAAGAAAAUAAAGUUUCUGGAAAGAUGAAACUAAAAGGUAAUGGAAUUUUUCCACAAGCUUUUUGAAGCCUCCUUGUACUGACUAUUCGGCAAUCAAAUUGACUUAAUAUUUACUUUCUCUACCAUUUUUAAAGUUUAAUUUUAUUCUUCAUGACUGAAGUAUAGCUCAAUGACAUUUGUAAGCCUUUAAAUAAAUAAGGACUUUUUCAAAUUUAUGAGACCUUUAAGAAAAUCAUUAGCAUUUUAACUUGGUUUGUAAAAAAAACUGCCAUUUAAAAGAAAUAGAUCUUCACUACUUGAACAUAAAGUCCCAAAACACUAUUUCAUUAGUAUUUACAUUUUGUUGUAAAACGAUAUCGAAAUUAUGCACAUCUGAUUAACUGGAAUCGUUUCACAUAGUGGAAAUACUUUUUUGUUAGCUUGAUUAUAGAAUGCUCAAAUUCAUUUAAAUUAAAUCUUAUGCUUACUCCUUUGCUUUAAAAAAUUCUUGCAACAAUGUCAAAUUGUUCAGAAUCCUUUAAAUGGUGAAGUGUUGGGAAUUUUUUUUGAAAAGGAGUAGGUUUUGCUCACCCUUGUUUGUCUAUUACAUGAUUAUAUUUAAGAAUACUCUCACACUUACAAUUAACCUUAUCUUGCUCCAAAUUAUCCUUUCUUGAUUCCUUUUUAUUUUGAAGUUGGCAAUCAGACUAUGAUCCAUUUUCUGUAACCUGUGUCAAGUCCAUACUAUAUGAAGAAAUGAUCUCAUAUUGUGUCCAGGCACCACUUAAAUUCUCAUAUCUUCAUCUAUAAAAUCAUGGCAUUGAAGCUAGCACUUGACAGAAAGUCCAGAUCACCUAACAGUCUGUGAUUCUAGGAAUCCCUUUGGAAAUUUUUAUUCUGAAAGAUAUCAGAAUGGUUACUCUCAGAUAUCCUACCCUUGGUGGAAAUAUUUACAGUGCCUUGUACACAGUAAAACAGAGUUCAUUAUUUGCCACCUGACAGCUGGUUGAUGUGUAUUCAUAUCACACAGACUCAAAGAACCUGAUGCCUCCUAGACCUCCAUGGCCAUAAGAAUGAAUGUAACUUCUUUAGAAAUUGAAGACUAAAGGUCAUGGGCUUGGUCUCUGUGGAAUUUGACUAUGCAGCUGCCUAGUGGUAUCCUGGCAAGAAUAUAGCUGUGACAGCAGUGGAGAUAUAGAAGGACCCACUUUGACAAGAGUUUCAUAGCCUAUCCAGAAUCUGUUUCAGGAACUCUUUUUUUUUUUUUUUUUAGGAACUCUUAAAGCGUUCCACGCUCUUGAGAAGAUCUAACGGGGGCGGGAUGAUAAUAGUAGGUGGAAAGGAAAGUGGUAUGGCAUUCA
Messenger RNA from Echinops telfairi (small Madagascar hedgehog), 6287 nucleotides. RefSeq names its product cysteine rich hydrophobic domain 1 (gene CHIC1). The record is from RefSeq and is a predicted model, not a curated record. NCBI's taxonomy places the organism in Eukaryota, Metazoa, Chordata, Mammalia, Afrosoricida, Tenrecidae. Bases 152 to 814 code for a protein of 220 amino acids. The transcript has 6 exons.